Misgurnus anguillicaudatus (oriental weatherfish) is the source of this 5677-nucleotide messenger RNA. NCBI's taxonomy places the organism in Eukaryota, Metazoa, Chordata, Actinopteri, Cypriniformes, Cobitidae. The record is from RefSeq and is a predicted model, not a curated record.
CUCUCAGCUGUAUCUUCUCUGAUUAACGGGACAGAAGUGAAUUAUUCUUGCUCAGAUGCCGUAUAUGCGCGCGAGUCCGAGGAAAUAAAAUGAAUAUUCAACACAGCCGUGGACUAAACAGCGCUAAAAAACAACCAACCCAUCCUCUUUAAACAGACCGUGUUUUUGGAGCUUUAAGAACUUUUUAGUGGGAUUUACGGUUCAGUUUUGGAAUAACUUUGUUGGAUUUCACUGUCUACUGCAAAAACACAACCUUUCAGGAUGGGUGACGGACAAUGCUACUACAAUGAAACCAUAGCCUUCUUUUAUAAUCGCAGUGAGAAGUAUCUUGCCACAGAAUGGAAUGCAGUAAGCAAGCUGGUCAUGGGACUCGGGAUUACCGUAUGCAUUUUUAUCAUGCUCGCUAACUUGCUUGUGAUGGUGGCCAUCUAUAUCAACCGCCGAUUUCAUUUUCCAAUCUACUACCUAAUGGCUAAUUUAGCGGCUGCUGACUUUUUUGCGGGACUCGCCUAUUUCUACUUGAUGUUCAACACGGGACCCAAUACAAGAAGGUUGACGGUCAGCACAUGGUUACUGCGGCAGGGCCUCAUCGAUACGAGCCUAACGGCCUCGGUCGCGAACUUGCUGGCUAUAGCCAUCGAGCGCCACAUCACCGUGUUCCGCAUGCAGCUCCACACCCGCAUGAGUAAUCGGCGAGUAGUCGUAGUUAUCGUAAUCAUCUGGACCAUGUCCAUUGUCAUGGGAGCUAUUCCAAGCGUGGGCUGGAACUGCAUCUGUGCCAUUGAGACCUGCUCCAACAUGGCACCUCUCUACAGCAACUCCUAUCUGGGCUUCUGGGCGAUCUUUAACCUGGUCACGUUCGUGGUGAUGGUUGUUCUUUACGCUCACAUAUUCAUGUACGUACGCCAGCGGACCAUGAGGAUGUCCCGGCACAGCUCAGGUCAACGGCGCAACAGGGACACUAUGAUGAGCUUGCUGAAGACGGUCGCAAUUGUGUUGGGUGCCUUCAUUGUGUGCUGGACGCCUGGUUUGGUGCUCCUCUUGUUAGAUGUGGUGUGCGCUAAAUGCAAUGUCCUGACCUAUGAGAAAUUCUUCCUGCUUUUAGCAGAAUUCAACUCUGCCAUGAACCCUAUCAUAUAUUCCUACCGGGACAAGGAGAUGAGCGUCACAUUCAAACAGAUCCUGUGCUGUCAACGGCAGGAGAACGUGAACGGUACGGCGGAGGGUUCAGACCGAUCUGCGUCCUCCAUCAACCAUACGGUCCUUAGCGGAGCUCACCAUAAUGACCAUUCAGUGGUCUGAGGUUCAACGGGGGCAAGGAUCCUCUUAGUUUAAGCAAGAAAGUGACUGUGAAGGUAUUUUCAUCAGCAAAAGACUUGUUUGUGCUUAUGAAGUUGUUGUUUUUUUCUGGCUAUACAAUGAUGUUUGACACUAUAUUGAACUAUUUAAAGGCUAAUCCAGAAGGGAUUUAACACAAAUUGUAUUUGUUUCUGUAAUGCCUUAAGGAUGAAACGGUUAGAUGAGUAUUUAGGCUAGUUGUAAUUGUUAAUGAAACUGUUGUAAAUCAAGGUGUUACAUGAAUUGUCUUGUCUUGUACAGCAGUUGUUAAAGUGAAGGAUGUGGUGCCCAGUGAAUCUGCUUUGUUAAGUAAUAAGAAAUAGUGCACUUGAGGGACCACUGGGAAAUAAUAUGAGGUGAACUAUGCAAAGUACUGAAUGUUGGCUUGAUUUCUUUUGUUGUUGCAUAGUUUAUUUUGCACUGCAGGUUCAUCCUAUAAUGCCAUGUUCACCAAUAAAGCCAACAGUCUGUGCAUCCAAGCCUUGGUAGCUCUAAUUGACCAUAUGAAAUACUGAAGAAUAAAGUCGUGUUAAAAUAUAGCAAGGUGCAAAAUUCAGGCCCCAAUCAAAAACCCGUCUUUCACAUUAUGAUCACCUAAAAACAGUACUUCAGUGUGGAGAAUCUUACCAUAAUAUUGAACAUAUAGACGUAGUUUGUACACAUAUCACGAUUGAACAUAAUUAUCAGUCAAACUGGAUGGCAAAUUGUAUUAACAAAUUGGGUAUUAUGAGAUUCAACACAACAUGUACUAUAUUUAUGUGUAACUGUCUACUUGAUAAUUGCUUAGCAGGCCAAUUGUAAACUUGCUAAUCGUAAUAGAAUUAAAGCUGCAAUCCGUAACUUUUGCCUCUCUAUCGCCAUCUCUGUUUGAAACAUAACAUUGCAGGUUACUUUACACGCUUACCUUUAAGUUUGUUGAGAAAUUACUGACUAUUUUAUGCAAAAUCUGACCCGACAGCUAAACUUAUAAAUCAAUGAGUGCGUUUACAUGCACAGUUUUAUGCCAAUUAUGUUUAAUAAACUGAUAACAUGUGGGGUCAUGUAAACUCGUAAAACUUUUUUUUUUUUUACCGUGGAAAGCCCAUAAACGGCGUAAACAAAAACCGAUCGGCACAGGUAGUUUUUUUGCUCAUUGCGCCAAUUUCGCAUGGCAUGUAAACACGUUAACUGGCUUUCUUACGGUUUUGUCCAUGUGCGCAUGUCUCCGCGUGUGAAAGAUAAACGUCAGACACGGAAGUAAGCGCAAAGUAACACAUUAAAAGUCACCGCUCGACUAAAGCAGUUGGCAGAGAAACUGCGAAAAUAAAAACUGAUGUUAUAUUUACAGGUUCUGGAGACACGAAAAAAGAUAAAACAAUAUAGCGUAAGACAGAUAUGCCGUUGGCUUUUCGAUCGGCUGUUAUGUACUAUAGGCGAUGACGUCACUACCUGCGAGAAACCUGACAAAUCUCCAAGUCUCAUGUAAAUUCAGUUGUCUGCAUAGCCGGUUUAUUGAUUUGCACAUAAACGCAUGAAAAAGUUUUUAUAAUAAGCAGAUUUUUGAUAGUUAUCCACUUAUUCUGUGCAUGUAAACGCACUCAUUAUUAUAAGCUUAACAUCGGAAUAAGGUAAGGAGACAGUCUUCAAUACUGAUAUGUUGUACUUGUUCAAUAAUGGAUUUUUGUAACCAUGUAAAUAUUUUUAAACAAAAAAGUUACAGAUUGCAGCUUCAAGAUAACAAAAUGUGCAAAAUUCUAAAAUUUGUGCUAAAGUUUGACCAUUCCUACCUUUAGUAAAAUCAUAAAAUAAGAAAAUAAUGAAAAGGACAUUUAUUUUUAAAUAUACUUACUCACAAAAAGUUAGGGAUAUUCGACUUUCAGGAAAAAAAUUAUAAAAAAUGCAAGAAGUUCAUGCUACAGUGAUGAUAUAUCAUGAAAGAAGGGCAUUUGAAUAGAAAUGUCAAAUUAGUUUACAUGUAAAGGUUAUAGUGCAUUUUAGGUGCAUUGCGAAAUUUCACCCGAAAGUUGAAUAUCCCUAACUUUUUGUGAGUAAUGUGUAAGACUACAUAGAAGCAAUAGUUUAAGAUAAAAAAAAAACAUUCUUGAAACUGAAGCCAUCCUCGGUGUAUAUGAGUUUCUUCUUUCGGUUAAACACAGGCAGAGCUAUAUGAAAUAAUAUCCUCUCUUUUCAGCUUUGUAAUCGAAUUGGAUAGUGCUUUCUUAUUAAAACUCCAAAAAAGUGCAUCCCUCCGCCAACCUUCCACCUGACCUCAACUUUCUCAUAAAUGCAAUUACGGAUGUAGUUUAUAAAAUUUGAAAUAGAAUUGUUUCCUCACAAAAAAAAACAUUGCUUCUCCUCUGAAGACUUUUAAGAACUUUAAAUAUGGAUUAGUUUUUGAUCGAUGCAGUUUGUGGAAAAAUGGGGCACCAUCUAAUGCUAUUAUAAAGCUGAAAAGAGCUGGACUAAUUUUCAUUUUAUGGGUGAACUAUUUCUUUAAAUAUUUGUGUAAAGCUGGAUAGACCUAUAGCCCAGUAACUCAUUACACCAUAUAUGAAUUUACUCAACAUGAUGUUCCAUACACAAACACAUGUCAUUGUUUAAUUGGUUAUGUAAUUUACAAUAGUUUGAAACGGGGAGCAACAUUGUGCCUUAAAGACAGGUUUGGUCCCUGUGUCAACACAAGCCUCACGUGUGAGGCUAUUUAAUGUUUUUGUAAUGUGUUUUCAGGGAUUUAGAAUCAAUCCUUAACACCUUUUUUAUUUAAAGGUCGAUCGGGUUGCAUUUGAUGCCACUGUGCUAAAACACAAUAAAUAAAUAUAAUAGUACAAACUAAGAUAACGAACAACAGACUAUUUUUAAGGACAUCCAAUUCGUGGUCUUCAUUGUAAUGACAUAACAAACUAUGUGUCAUGACCUUAAAGGCAGAGUGCACAAUGUUUAAAAGCCAAUGCUGAUAUUUGAAAUCACCUAAACAAACACGCCCCUACCCCAAUAGAAUCUGGACCUUCUUUUAAAAGACCCGCCCCACAAAUACGCAACCCGGCAAGGAUGUCGUUUAGUAGACACGCUCCUUACUGCUGAUUGGCUAGAAGUGUGUUUCGGUAGUCGGCCGUCUCCUUUUCCAAAGCGUUUUUCAAACAUUGUGCACUCCGCCUUUAAGUUAGAAAACGUAUAAUCAUGCUGAAAGAAUUUAAAAUUUGAAUGGUUAAACAUGGCAGAAAUUAAAUUAUCGAAGAGUAUCUGUACUUUAUAUACCAGUGUAUGUAUGUAUGUAUAUAAUAUGUGUAUAUAUUCAUAUAUGUUAGACAAAAAGGGAAUGUUUAUUGUUUAAAGCUAAAACAUCUGACCCAAUGUAUAGUUAAGGACCUUUUCUUCUAAAUCUUAUUGAAACUAAUUGGUGCAAACAUUGCUAUGUGUCAGUGCUCUAUAUACCAAAAGGAUUUGGACACCUCUCUUAAAAAUAUCUGUAUUGUCUUUCCACUAGAUAACAAAAUAUCAAACCAAGUGGCAUUUAUUUUACAGAAACACAAAUUGCAAAAGCACAGUUUUUAAGCAGAACAUUACACAAAAAUGUCUGUUCACUGUAAUACAUGUAGCUUGAGUUUGAUUAAAACUGUUUGCCACUUGCUUUAGUAUUUUGUCAUCUAAAACAAUAACAUUUACAGUACAUGUUUUCCAAUGUGACUUAUGCAGAUAUGUUUUGGUAAACUGUAGAAAGUCCAAUAUUCAUAAUGCAUAAUGUUGUUUCAAAGAGUGGAAACAUUGUAGCAAAAUUAUACUAUAGAAUUUUGAAUUCUUUUGAUUGAUCCUUUCAACAAUAACAUUUCUGACUCAUGUUUAAAUGGUAUUAUGUAUAAUGAAUGAUCUCCCCACUAUAAUGAGAUGGACAUUUAGAGAGGGAUCAAUAAGGGACUUUUUGCCGAGACACUUUUUUUUAUUAUACCUAUCGGUAUAAAAAAUUGUCAUACAACAGUAAAUACUAACACUGUCAAAAGUUUUAUGGUUUUUAUGAAAUUUGUUUUACCAGAAAAACAACCUGUAAAACCUCUCAAAGUUUUGUUACAGGCACCCAAUGGUCCAACGUUAUUCAUUCUGUUGUGAAAGUUCACAGCCAUCCAAAAAAGACAGCUGUGCAUGACAACUCAUGGGCCAUUGGUUCAUUCUAGGUUGAAAACGCAAUGCAUUUGAUCAUCAUUUAAGGAAAUGUGACCAUUUUCAAAUUUAUUCUUGUUUUCGUUUGUUUCCUAAUGAUGUCUCUGUAUUCUGAAUUCUAUAUUCAGAAAUUUUGUAUGGUAACAUUCACUUAAUCAUGUCAUGCAGUAAGUGAACCUUCUUAAAAUAAAUCUCCAUAUUCAUCAAA